Diplodia corticola is the source of this 462-nucleotide messenger RNA. RefSeq names its product ribotoxin. The record is from RefSeq and is a predicted model, not a curated record. Bases 1 to 462 code for a protein of 153 amino acids. Gene Ontology annotation, molecular function: RNA nuclease activity; RNA binding. The transcript has 2 exons. Lineage: Eukaryota; Fungi; Ascomycota; Dothideomycetes; Botryosphaeriales; Botryosphaeriaceae.
AUGUACGCCCUCAAGAGCCUCUGCUUCGCCCUCUUCGCCGUCAACGCUGUUGCGGCCCCCUUCAACCAAACCCUCGAGGCCCGCGGCAAGGACCUCCUCUGCAAGAACACCGAGGGCAACUUCAAGAUCAACUCGGACAAGGCCGAGCGGGCCAUGCACGCGGCGCCGGUCGGCAACCCGCCGGACAAGCUGCCGCAGACCAAGAGCGGCUACCCGCACCAGUUCCACAACGCAAAGGGCCUCAAGUGGGCCAACAGCCACUGCAACGACAAGAACGCCAAGCUGCUCGAGUUCCCCGUCUUCGCCGACGGCCACCUGUUCCAGUACGACGAGAAGAAGAACCCCUCCGACGCCAGCUGGGUGGGCCCCGCUCGUGUCAUCUACACCAUGCCGUCCAAGGACUACUGCGGCGUCAUGGCCCACACCACUGGCAACAAGGGCGAUUUCGAGCUGUGCGAGUAG